CCAACAAGUGCUAGUACAUGCCCGGACCCUGCUGCACACAGACAUACAAUAGAGUCGAAUUUCUCUCUCGCAGAAAGUUUCUUUGUCGGUUGCAAAUUGAAACUGCCGUCAGUCGACACUUGUGACUCGAGCCGAACGCAGCUAACAGACCCCAGAGAUCCUAACCCCCCAACGAGAGGGAGAACACACACUAUAUAGUAUAUAGAGUAUAGACAGAGACAGAUACAGAGAUGUCAUUAUCAUCGUCGGCGAGUCUGCUCAUCGGCGCCCUAUGCCUGUGCCUGGUCCAGCCGGAGAUCAGCGCCGGUUUGGCAAUGGUGCUGGGCAAUGUCACCCUCUUCAACGUCCAAUUCAAGUCCCCCAGCUGGCUGGGGCGCUCCAUAGUCGCGGACAGUAACCUGCGGAUAGAGAGCGAUGUGGAUCCCAAUAUAUUGGAAGAUUCGCACUUGGACACGAUCCAUCUGCUACAAAAAUAUGGCUACCCAGCCGAGAAUCAUACCGUGGAGACAGACGAUGGCUACAUACUCGGUCUUCACAGGAUCGCCCGUCCUGGCGCAAUGCCCGUGCUCCUGGUCCAUGGCCUGCUGGACAGUUCGGCCACUUGGGUGAUGAUGGGACCCAACAAAGGAUUGGGAUACUUGCUCUACGAGCAGGGCUACGAUGUAUGGAUGGCCAACGUACGCGGCAACACAUACUCCAGGAACCACGUCAAGUACAGUACGCGCCAUGCCAAGUUCUGGGACUUUACGUUCCACGAAAUGGGCAAGCACGACAUACCGAGCACAAUCGACUUUGUGCUCAACAACACGGGGUUCAGUCAGCUGCACUACAUUGGCCACUCCCAGGGCUCGGUAGUGUUCUGGAUCAUGGCCAGUGAGAGACCCGAGUACAUGGAGAAGAUCUUCUUUAUGCAGGCCCUGGCCCCAGUGGCCUUCCUGAAGCAUUGCCGGAGUCCUGUCGUCAAUUUCCUGGCCGAAUGGCAUUUAUCGGUGAGCGUGGUCCUUAAGCUGAUCGGCGUCCAUGAGUUUCUGCCCAAGAACGAGUUCAUCAGCAUGUUCAAUCGGAUCAUUUGCGACGAGACAACCAUCACCAAGGAGAUCUGCUCGAACGUGAUCUUUCUGACCACUGGCUUCGAUAAGCUGCAGCUGAACGAGACCAUGCUCCCGGUGAUUGUGGGCCACUCUCCGGCCGGGGCUUCUACCAAGCAAAUGCAACACUUUGGCCAGCUGAAAAGGUCUGGGGCCUUCAGACAGUUUGACUAUGGAUGGCUGAGGAACCAUUGGCGUUACGGCACCUUGGAUCCCCCCUUAUACAAGCUGGAGAAUGUCCGGGCUAAGGUGGCGCUUUACUACGGAAAGAACGACUGGCUGGCGCCUCCCGAGGAUGUGGAAAUGCUGGAUAAGAGGCUUCCAAAUGUCGUGACAAAGUACCUGGUCGACGAUCCGGAGUUCAACCACCUGGACUUCAUAUGGGCCAUCAAUGGGAAGGAAUUACUCUGGGAUCGCAUGCUGGAGAACAUGCGAAAUCAGGAGAACUCCGUUAUAUGAAGGGGGAACGAUGGAACCUAGCAUAAGCUAUCUAUAUAUUAUUUUAGUUUAAGAACUUACAGUAUAAAGCGGGUCAGAGGUGUCAGCAAUAGUUAGGUAUUUAUUUGGAUUUAGUUUACUUUACUGUUGAAUACUUACAAACAGACAUACAUGCGUACAAAUAUGUAUUAAUAUACGAAGAUCAAGAAUCAACAAAAAUAA
Drosophila persimilis is the source of this 1748-nucleotide messenger RNA. RefSeq names its product lipase 3. Gene Ontology annotation, molecular function: hydrolase activity, acting on ester bonds. Gene Ontology annotation, biological process: lipid metabolic process. The transcript is spliced from 4 exons. NCBI's taxonomy places the organism in Eukaryota, Metazoa, Arthropoda, Insecta, Diptera, Drosophilidae. Bases 231 to 1547 code for a protein of 438 amino acids. The record is from RefSeq and is a predicted model, not a curated record.